UCUUCGAGUACCUCAUGGGAUACUUUCACGACGAAGAACGUCGUUGCUGGAUUGAAAGAUACUUUGAAGAAGAGAAUCGUAUGUGGAACCAAGUUCAACAAGUUCUCUUCGAGAAGUAUCUUGGUUGUCCAAUUGAUUAAUUCAAGAACGGCAGAAACAGCCUUCUUCAUUGAUUUGCCGGGGACAGGAGACAUUAAAAAAUUGGCUCCAGAAGGAUGUGAUGCUGCAACAACACGCUUGUUGACAGAUCAAUCCAAAUUUUUAAAGGAGCGGGUAUUUGAACUGACCAAUGGAUUCAGGAAACAAUCCACUGUUUUCACUGGCAAUGUAUUUUGGUUGCUGAUCCGAAGAACUCUUCAAGAGAAGGCGGUGCGAAAACUUUUCUGGGUUUCGUGUGCAAAGAAGCCACUAACCCAUGAGAACUGCUUCCCAGCAGUUUACGUUUUGUCGACGAUACCGUCCUGCCAAGGCGGUCAAAAUCUUCAAGGGAACUUUAUUAGACCAAAUAGUUCCCGACAACGAGUGGAAGGGCAAGGUAAUACGCCAGUUGCAAGAAGUGCAACCACUCUUCAAGUUCCCGUUCGACCAAGAAAAAUGACUCAAUCGGACGGAUUGCUUCGUGAAAAAGAAGAGCUUGCCAUUGAAAAACGAAAAAUAGCUCAGAAAGAGCAAGAAAUAGCUCAGAAAGAGCAAGAGCAAGAACGAAAAAUAGCUCAGAAAGAGCAAGAAAUGGCUCAGAAAGAGCAAGAAAUAGCUCAGAAAGAGCAAGAGCAAGAACAAAAAAUAGCUCAGAAAAUAGAAGAGAAAUUAGCUCGUGAAAAAGAAGAGCUUGCUAUUGAAAAACGAAAAAUAGCUCAGAAAGAGCAAGAAUUAGCUCAGAAAGAGCAAGAAUUAGCUCAGAGAGAGCAAGAGUUAGCUCGACAACUAGAGGAAAGAGCUCAUAUCACACCUCCUAGAGAACAACCGCCAUUAAUUGAUUUAACAACUCCACCUGUUGUUGUAAAAGAAGAGAAGGAAGACAGUCCGGACCCAGAGGCCGAAACAUCAAGGACUUCAAUUCCUGUGCCAACAGUUGAUAGCGAAAGAAGUGACGACGAAGAGUCAGAUGACGAAGGAAGUCACGAGGACAUUGACAUUGAAGACACGUUAAUUGAGAUGAGUGGAGACGAACGAGAUGAUAGCCAGCCGAAUGACGAUGGAGAGAAUAACCCCGAAGAGAGUGACAAUGAAGACGAUAAUCCUCAAAGAGAUGACGACGAAGAGGAUGACGAUGAAGACGAUAAUCCUCAAAGAGAUGACGACGAAGAGGAUGACGAUGAAGAGGAUGACAAUGAAGAGGAUGACAAUGAAGAGGAUGACGAUGAAGAGGAUGACAAUGAAGAGGAUGACGAUGAAGAGGAUGACGAUGAGGAUGACAGUGAAGAGAGUGACGAUGCAAAUGUUGGCAACCCAAGGGAUCCAACACCACCUCGUGCAGCCCGACGAUACAGAUUAAGGGGACAUGCAGAGGCAGACGCUUCUCCUCUCCUUCGAUUGGAGACUCCACAUAGGCGAAGAAGAUCUCAAAAUCUCAGCCUAGAACAAAGAACGAUUGAGUUAAUCAGAAGAACACGCUUGGACAGUGUACAAUCUGGAAAAAUUUGGAUUUUCGGCAGACCCUAUGAUGUUAGUAAUCCAGAAAGAUUUAAAAAUAUUAACUGGAAAGAACUAAUUGAACCGGUAGAAAAUAGUCGUAAAGGUCGAUGUAAAAGAUGUCAGAAGGUGUUAUCGGCGUCAUUGGUAGCUAGUCAUGUAUGGUGCAAACAUCUUCGAGGAAAAUUACACUGUCCAGUGUGUCAUAGAGGAAACUUCAAAUAUCACUCUCGGGUUAGAGCUCAUCAACGACGUGAUAACUGUUGGCCGGAAUGAAAAGCAUGUAGGGAGUCAUCAACAAGAAUCAUCGUCAACAGCAGGAAAUUAUUCCGGUAAAUUAUCAACCAAAGGUACAAUUAGAUUAUAUGCAUGUUUA
Microplitis mediator is the source of this 2008-nucleotide messenger RNA. Its product is annotated as germ cell nuclear acidic protein-like. Lineage: Eukaryota; Metazoa; Arthropoda; Insecta; Hymenoptera; Braconidae. The transcript has 2 exons. The record is from RefSeq and is a predicted model, not a curated record. The coding region runs from base 595 to 1908 and encodes 437 amino acids.